Cryptosporidium ubiquitum is the source of this 2562-nucleotide messenger RNA. RefSeq lists its product as uncharacterized. NCBI's taxonomy places the organism in Eukaryota, Apicomplexa, Conoidasida, Eucoccidiorida, Cryptosporidiidae. The transcript has a single exon. Bases 1 to 2562 code for a protein of 853 amino acids. The record is from RefSeq and is a predicted model, not a curated record.
AUGAAGCCUUUUCGUAAAGUAUUUGAUUUUUUUUUUUAUUUAGAUAAUUCUAAAAGAAAAUUUGGUGGAAAGUAUGAUAAAAAUGACUCUUUUGGUGAAAAUUUAAUUAAAAGAAUUGAAAGCGAUUCAGAAAGGUCGAAUAUAUUAUCUGACUGUAUUGAAGCAACCAAUUAUAGAAAUAAUGAAAAUAGAAUGCAUGAAAUAUCUCAAAAUCCUCAGAUAGAAGAAAUCAUUCUAAAAACAAAUGAAAAGCAAAUAAAUAGAAUUAAUGAUCUUGAUCUGAAAACAUUCAAAAUUGUAGUAUCUAAUUUUGAAAAUAAUCCUAUUGUUUCAAAAAUGGUUGAAAAUUUUAAUUUGGAUAGUACAUUAAUAACGACAAGUUGUAAUAGUCCUUAUUCACUUAAAUCAUAUAAUCAAUCCAAGAAGGAUUUUGAAAUGAAAUUAAAUACAACUAAUAACACUCCAAUUACAACAUCUCUGGAUUUCCAAUCCGACGAAAACUCAAAAUCCUUGAGCAAUGUUUAUACUACAGAAGAAGAAAUGACUCGUGAAAAUAAGGAUGAAGAAAUUGACUUCUUAGAAUUACUAUUGGAGGAGGUAUUAAAUACAUUUAUGAAUAACUUACCAUAUCUUGCUUAUUGCAAAUUUUUGGAACUUUCUGAAUUUUUAUUUAGAAUUAUUGAAAAGAGAGUGGGAAUAGGUAAAUCUAUUGUUUUAGAAAUGAAUCUUAUAUUAAAUAAUAAAACGAGUAGUAAUAAUGUAAUUUCAAAUAAUUAUCAAAAUAGCAGCAACAAUACUACUCAAUCCACAUCAUCUUUCCAUAAUACACUAAAAAGCUUAAAGUUUGGCUCGAAUAGAAAUAAUACAGUGAAUAAUAAUAAUAAUAUCGAUUUUAAUAAAAGUAAAUUCCUUAUAGAACCAGUACAUUUAAAUAGAAAUGGAGUCCCAAUAAAGUUUUCAAAUGGAAAUUCUUCAAACUCACACAGCUCAUCAGGAACAGGAAGCUCAAGAAAAUGGAGAUACCAUAUCAGUAGUAGCUGUAGUAACGGUGGAAAUAAUGUUAGCAACAACUCUAAGUCAUCUAAAUCAGAUUCAACAUCUCAGAUGAAUUUAGGUUAUAAGAAAGCUAAACUUUUUUUGGAGUCUAUUUCCUUACUUCCAAAAAGAUCCGAAGAAAAUAAGGAAGCUGGUCAAAAUCAAAAAAGUAUAUUUAUAGAAGAUAUGGAAAACUUCAAACCAAACUUGAAUUCAAAGUUUGUUAGGCUGGAGGACUUUCCAUGUAUAAUAUUUUCACAAAAUUGUUUUCCAGUAAGUAAUAGUAAGUUCUCAUCCAUCAUAGACCGGAAUCUUGCAUUGGAAUUCUUAAAAUUCCCAACAGAAAUCAAGUGUUUGGGCUUAGAGCAGGAGUCCAGACUCUCUGAAUUUAUUACUAAAUUAGUUACCAAUAUGCAUAUCCACAGAUUGAGAUUUACAUUAUAUAAAUGUUCAACAAGUUAUACAGAUUUAGUAUUGGCUCUUAAAUAUAAGAAGAAACACUUAAAUAAUAAAAGUGAAGAGCAGUUUCGUCGCAACUUAGACGAACAAUUACAGAAUGAAAAAUCUAACAAACCAGAAAUUUCAAAUUCUGAAUGGAACUCGCUUGGUGAUUCUAAUUUAGGUAUGUGGUGGACUAUGGGUACAGAAUCUGAAUUUUUAAUAUUAUGCGACUAUAUAGUAAAUACUAAUCCGAUAAAUGUAGUUAGUAUUGUAAAUGAGUGUGAUUUACAUCUUAAAUGGGCUCCUUUUGUUACAAGUUCAGAAUGUUUAGCCUACAUUGGAUUAUAUAAUCAGCUUGUUCGUCACUAUUCAAAUAUGCCUUGGCCAAUUGGUCUUUGUCAAUGCUCGUUAUACUGUGUGGCUAUUGAUAUUAAUAGGCAAGAAGAAGAUGAUUCUGAGCCUUGUAUUAUUAUUACUGCGGUUUCUUUACCAGAAAAAGCUGAUUCAGUGUGUGGAAUUAAGGUUAAAGAAGCUCAAUCUAAUGCCUCAAAGCUCGAUAUUCUUUCUUUAUGUUUCGUAAUUCAAUCUGUGCCAAACUGUCCAUCUCAAACAAGAAUCUCAUUUCUUUCCAAAUCAAAUAUGCCAAUACCAAGUUUUGUACCAAAAGCAGUUCCUUCCUUUAUCGCAAAACAAAUCGGUAAAUCUUUUUUUAAUAAUAUUAUUAGUAUAAUUGAAAGGUUCAACUCUACACCUUUUUAUCAACGUAUCAAAUCAGAUACUGAGUUCUAUGAAUUUGUUAAAAAAAGAAUGAAUAUUCUAGAUGAUUCAAAAUUCGACUUUAUUCAAGAUCCUAGCCCAAUUAAAAAAAAAACUCAAAAAGAAAUUAAACAAAGAAAGGAACUAAAUGAAUCAUAUUCUAAGGAGGAUUUAAGAGAUUACCUCCACAAGAGUGGAAUUAACUCUUCACAAACUCAGAAUACAAAUCAUUUUAGUAACUCCUAUCAUAUAAAGGAGGCUAACCCCUUUACAAAUUUGGGAAACUAUUCUGUAGUAAAAACUAUGAUGAGAAUGUUUCCAAGCUUUUAA